UGACAGAAUCCUGCAUUUUCAAAGAAAGAGUCAAUGGGAGGGAAAUAAAUGCACCAAUUCUAGGUAGUGCCAUAAGCUGACAAAACUUUCUAACAACUUGCAAAGUAAACCGAAGAAAUCGGCAAAAGCUAUCUCUCAGUGAUCUCGACAGAUGCAUCUUGAUUCCUUUGGCCCUCAGCAAACCUUCGCCUUUUCUAAAUCAUGCAGCGAAUAGCACCAACCACAUAUACUGUCGACAGUAAAAGCAAGUGUAUUCUACAACUAUAAUAAGUUAUGACACUUGCAAGAAAUGUAGAGAAAAGUCAGACAUAUUAGCACAGAUACCCUUCCAGCCCCUCUCCCAUGGCUAAUAGUGAUUCAAAAUCCAAGCCUCUGAAUGAAGAAUCAAGAAUAAUCGCCGAGUAUAGAGAGUGUUGGCGGAACCAUGCCAUCUUGACUGGUGGCCAUGCUGUUGAUGGUUGUGGAGAGUUCACUCCAAAUGGAGAUCAAGGGACUAAAGAAGCUUUCAUCUGUGAAGCUUGUGGUUGCCAUAGAAACUUUCAUAGAAAACAGGUGAUCAUGAGGGAUGGUACCAUUCUUCUUGAUACUCAUCAUUCACCUCCUCCUCCAUAUGAACUAUAUGGAGCUCCAUACACCUCUGUCAGCGAUGAAGAGUCCCUGUAUAAUGGAAGCAGCUCUGAGAAGAAAAUGAAGGCAAGAAAAAGGCCUAAGAGAGGCACCGCAAUGCGCAACAAGAAAUGAGGUGAGGCCAUUUUCUUCACCCACCACAAUAAAUUAGACUUCUCUGGUCAGCUUCAAAGGUCGUAAUGUUACCCCACAUAUUGGAAGGUCAUAAGUCUCUCUAAUGAAGACUUCACUAUAAUUUCGUUAAAUAAUCAUGCAUUUGCCAAAAGAUGUUGAGCAGAUUGUAUGGAAUUCUUGUUU
Molecule: messenger RNA, 924 nt
Organism: Populus trichocarpa (black cottonwood)
Lineage: Eukaryota; Viridiplantae; Streptophyta; Magnoliopsida; Malpighiales; Salicaceae
Product: zinc-finger homeodomain protein 2
Exons: 1
Coding region: 343-741 (132 amino acids)
Biological process (GO): regulation of DNA-templated transcription; regulation of developmental process
Cellular component (GO): nucleus
Molecular function (GO): transcription cis-regulatory region binding; DNA-binding transcription factor activity
Source: RefSeq, a predicted model, not a curated record